Messenger RNA from Oppia nitens, 2187 nucleotides. RefSeq lists its product as uncharacterized. The record is from RefSeq and is a predicted model, not a curated record. The transcript has a single exon. Lineage: Eukaryota; Metazoa; Arthropoda; Arachnida; Sarcoptiformes; Oppiidae. The coding region runs from base 26 to 1720 and encodes 564 amino acids.
CCGACUGACCAACGCGGGCCACACAAUGGCCAUCACAAAACAUUGUCGCCAAUUAUUGUUGCCAUCGAUUACCGUAACUAUUGUUAUACAAGCAAUCGUUUCGUGUUGUCUAUUGUUGUUGUGGCCAACAGUAGUGGCCACUGCCGCUACAGUCACGGCCAGCAGACAGUCUGGAACGGAAAAUAUGGUCAACACCGCCAACGCCGUCGCCGCCGCCACCACCGUCUCAACAACAACUGUUAGCUGCAAUUAUACAGCCUAUCCGUCCACCGGAUGUCCGCCCGACGGCCAUCAAUUGUGUUCAAACUUGACCAACACUUGCCACUGUGACCCGGCCGGUCACUAUCGUAUCGAGUACGGCCCCGAUCAGUGUCUGGCCAUGAAGUCCAUUGACGACAAGUGUGUGACCAGCGAUCAGUGUACGAAAACGGCUAAAUCGUUGCUCUAUUGCUAUCAUUUCGAUAGYRUCCACAAAAAACUGGUCAAACURGAGACAACCGCCGCAGUCGCCAGURSUGGCAAUCAUCAACACAAUCGAUCGGCGGCCAGUUUUCCGGCCGGUUUUUGCCGCUGCGAUGAUCAUCAUUACUAUGACUACGAGGCCAACCAGUGUCGCCAUUUGAAYGACACAACAGCAACGGCCAACAACAACAACGGUCUAUUCCCGACCAACGAGUAUGAGGUCACCCGAUUGACUAAUAUGAUUGACGAAUACUUUUGUAGCCAAUGCUCGGCCAUCGAYGACCAYUCGCAUUGCGAUCGCAAAACAGUGACCUGUCAGUGCAACGACGGCUACUUGAAGACACAUUUCGGCAAAUGUGUGGCCAAACGUCAACUGUAUCAACGGUGCGGCCAUUCGGACGAAUGUGUGGUAACCAAUUCGUACUGCGAACCCAUUGUACGCGAAUGUAUAUGCAGUUCGGGUUAUAUACCCGAUAGUCAUCGCAAAUACUGUAUGAAAGGACGGCAACUGUUCGAGAGGUGUACCGAACAGCGUGAGUGUACCUAUUUGUACGGCCAGUGCAAUCCCGUACAAUCGGUUUGUUUGUGCGACAGUUCAUCCGUACUGUUGAACACCUAUGCGCCCGCCUGUGCCAAACGUACCGGCUAUGGCCAGCCAUGCGAUCAGCGACAUCCSGACGUGGUCUGUGCGCUGACCACUUCGCACACGCUGUGCAAUCGCCAGACCAGUCGAUGUGUCUGCCAGAAUGGCUACAUGUUUGUCGGCAACGAAUGCCACAAAAUGACGGCCAACAGUGCCGGGGUCGGUGGCGGCGGUAGUUUUGCCAACGAUCACCAGUUUCACGACGAUAUGAUGGACACCCAGAAAAACCCGAUGACCUACAUUGUGAUCAUUUUCUGUACGGUUUUCGGGUUUACAAUAUUUGCGUCGAUUCUCAUAAAAAUGUUUCGCAAACCAUUUACCCGAACCCAACUGGCCCUCUACGAUAUCAAUACAACAUUGAAUCACAUGCAGGCCAAUCAGGAUCGCGGUGGUGGUGGCGGCGGCGGACAGGCAGCCACCACGGCAUCAUUGCCACUGGUGGCUGCACCGGCAACUGCCGGAAUACCUAACGCACCGCCCAUGUAUACGGAACGGGAGGCUCUAAGGCCCAGUUGCGUGACUACCGGCGGCACUGGUGGUUGUGGUGAUGGCAAUGAAGAUAAGCCUCCGUCCUAUGAGGAGGCAAUCUCUGGCCAGUUUGCUCACAAUGUUUAGUCAUAUACUACUGUGUAUAUAUCGGUAUAUAUUUACCGACAUUUUUGUUUUUUUUGUGCAGUCCUUCCCCWCCCUCCCUGCCAUCAAUGCCAAUGUAGUCGAUGGGAUGGUUGGUUGAAUUGAUUUUGUUUGUUUGUUUUUUUAUCGCACAUAAUUAUUAUUAAUUAAUUGAUAGAUAGAUAGAUAGAUAGGUUUCAUAAAUUGGUGGUCACACACACACACACACAUGCAAUUUGAUUAUAUAAUUAUUAGCUUUAUUUUAAUAUUUUUAAUUUCAUGAUUUUUUUGUUUUUUAAAGGGUAUCAUAAUUUUAUUUUUUUACAUUUACUWCUAUGAAUUUAAUUUUAUCCCAUAAUUAUGGGAUGGGAGGUGURGACAGUUAUGUCAUCCAGGAACCUCUGCCCCCUUCCCCCAUCAAAUGAGUCUCUCAAAUAAGUUUUUUUUAAUUGAAAAUUUGUUACUAACUU